GCCGGUGCCGAUAAUAAAAUAUUACUUAAACUCGCAUGGAUGGACAGACCAAUUAAUUAAUAUUGAAUCUAGAAAGAUGAAGAACAUCACACUCGCAUUGUGUAUAGCUGCAUUGGUUCAGCGGUCGGUUUGCUUCCUCGACCUUGGACUGGACCUCCUCGGACUUGGAUCUCCCUAUGCCUUACCAGCAGCCGCUGCCGCGUACCUGCCCCCUGCGCCGGCAUACGCUCUACCUGCCGCGCCACCAGCAUACGCCUUACCCGCCCCCGCGCCGGUGUUGCCACCUACUGCGUUACCAGCUCCCCUGCCCCCCAUUUAUUAUCCAGCGCCAACGCCUAUUAUUGAACCUAUAGUUUUGCCUGCACCAUUGCCUGCCCCCUUACCAGCAUGUGCGCCACUGCCACCACUUUUGCCAGCUCUUCCUGCGGCUCCACCUGCCCCUUUGCCAGCUCUUUAUACAUUACCAGCUCUACCUGCUCCAUUACCUGCUUUCCCUGCCCCACCACCAACCUGCACACCAUUGCCAGCCCUCCCUGCCCCACUACCAGCCCUGCCAGCUCCUUUGCCAGCCCUACCAGCUCCUUUGCCAGCACUCCCUGCCCCAUUACCAGCCCUGCCAGCUUGCUUGCCAGCCUUGCCAGCUCCUUUGCCAGCCCUCCCUGCCCCACUACCAGCCCUGCCAGCUUGCUUGCCAGCCCUGCCAGCUCCUUUACCAGCCCUCCCUGCCCCACUACCAGCCCUGCCAGCUGCUUUGCCAGCCCUGCCAGCUUGCUUGCCAGCCCUGCCAGCUCCUUUGCCAGCCCUGCCAGCUCCUUUGCCAGCCCUACCAGCUCCUUUGCCAGCCCUUCCUGCCCCACUACCAGCCCUACCAGCUGCUUUGCCAGCCCUGCCAGCUCCUUUACCAGCUCUUCCUGCCGCUCUACCAGCUUACGCGCCCUUGCCUGCACCAGUUAUAUCCUACGCCCUGCCUCCGGCGGCGCCUUUGUACUUGUAAGACCUACGUAACA
Molecule: messenger RNA, 1007 nt
Organism: Plodia interpunctella (Indianmeal moth)
Lineage: Eukaryota; Metazoa; Arthropoda; Insecta; Lepidoptera; Pyralidae
Exons: 2
Coding region: 77-994 (305 amino acids)
Source: RefSeq, a predicted model, not a curated record